AUGUCACUUUCUUUACUAGCAGCGCUUGCCUUCUGCAUCGCAUCGGCGCACGCACAGACGGCCCCUGCCAUCAACGGGCCAGCUACUGGCACUUGUGGGCCCGUGCCCAUCCGAUACGGCACUUCCGGUGCUGGAAUGGCGAAAGUUCAGACCUUUGUGGCGCCUGCGCCCCUCUUCAUCCCACAGUGCUCUCCAGCAGCAACAGACACCUAUGUGUAUAGCCUGGGUGUGGGCAGGCAGAGCAACUACAUCCUGCCCGGGCCAGCUGUGAGGAGCAUCGGCAGUGACUACUCGCCGUCCUUCGGCUACCGGGGCUCACCGGAUCUGGACCUGACAGCGGCUGUGCCCAAUUCGGGGCCUGCCCCCCUGCCGGUGCCAGCCGGCCUCCUGGACGUGACACUGUCCUACCUGGCAAAUAGCAGCGCCAACUUGCAGUGCGGCAACGCCAGCAACACGCUGACAUCAGCCUUCCUCAUCCAGGCGCCCACAGCUACCUUGGUUUCGGGACCCCCGACCAGCACGGCAGGGAACACCGCCUUCAAGCUGUUCAUCAACGUAACCUACGCGGCAGCUGCCAUCCAGCUUCCCUUCUCCGACCCCGCGGUUGUGCAGACGGGCGCAGUCACCGUGACUAAUGCCGCUAAUGGCUCGCCCCUGAACGGCGCCACCUCUGUCGCCAGUUCAGGCCCCGGCUUUGUUACCUAUUCCUUCGCUCCCUCGCCGCCGCUGCCGACCGGAGCUUACAGCGUGGGUGCUGCGUACGCCAGCAACUCGGCCUAUGUCCUGGGCUCCGCCACAUCAGCGCCCUUCGCUUUUGUCAUCACCCCUCCGGUGACCUCAACACCGGCGGCCACCACUUCAAAGCCCCCUGCCACCACUUCAAAGACCCCUGCGCCCACCACAAAGACCCCCACCCCCACCACAAAGACCCCUGUCAAGACCCCCACCCCCACACCCACGGUCAACCCGGCGGUAGCGGCGGCGCAGAAGAGGCUCAACGAUGACCUGGCGAAGCUGCCGGGCACCACUGGCAUCGCGCGCUUGGUGCUUCUGGCUCAGAUCGCCCGGGACCGCGCCGCACUCGCCGCCGCUCAGGCGGCCGCCGGAUGA
Coccomyxa subellipsoidea C-169 is the source of this 1110-nucleotide messenger RNA. RefSeq lists its product as hypothetical. Bases 1 to 1110 code for a protein of 369 amino acids. Lineage: Eukaryota; Viridiplantae; Chlorophyta; Trebouxiophyceae; Coccomyxaceae. The record is from RefSeq and is a predicted model, not a curated record. The transcript has 7 exons.